CGUAACGGCGGCGGCGCACUAACACCGUUUUUGAGAUUACCGGACGUUAAAUUCGAACGCGAAAUCACUGAAAAAGUGAAGUCCCGCGCUUUUAUUGUUUCGUCGCCAGAGUCUUAUCGAACUCGUUUUGUCGACGCCGACUUUAAUGAUAUCGGUUUUUUUUCCGUCGAUAAUACCGCCGUGAGAAAUCUUUCCUGGUUGAGUUUCGCAGUCGUCUGUUUUCCGUUCAUCUGUGCCCUUCCAAAUCCCGUGACCAAGCCAUCCGGACCGUGACAGUCGGAACUGCAACUGUUCCGUUCAAGCGAUUUACCAUGGACGACUUUACAGAGCGCAUGUUAGAAAGGACACAAAGACGUCAAAAGCUUCUUGCGUCCACGUUGUCCCAAGUAUCUCAACCAACACCUUCAUCAGCCAUGGAAACAUCGCCAACAAUUCAGCAAUCGGAUUCACCACCUGCACGUCGUCAGCGACGUACUCGUCUUGCUGAACUUGCCAACCAAGUAGAUCAAUGGUUAUCAGAUGAUCAGAACUUUAAACAAAGUGAAAAUAUUUCAAACCCUAAAAAAACAGAAAAAAUUAAUGACAUUCAAAAUGAACCUAACAAAUUGGUAACUGUGUCUUCACAAUAUGCUAUUAAAAAAGAUAUAAUUAAGACUAAUGAAAAUAAAUCAACUGACAUACAGCAACCAAAACCACAGCAGUACAGUAAUAAGUUGAAACAACUACGCCACCAGCAGCAGUUAGAUAAAGAACCUCAGCCUCAGAAACAUUCACCAAAUCUCAGUUCUACUACUUUGACAGUUGCACAACGUCGAGCAUUAUUUGAGCCAAAUAUUGUUACUCAACAGCAGAGUAAAAAACCAAUUACUACUACAACUGUAACCAUAUCUUUGACUAAAACUACCCCUGCUACUGUUAAUACUACAACAUCAACAACUGCUGCUAAUGAAGCAACUGAAGAAUCUGCAGAAGAAGUAAUUAAAACGCCACCACGUCCUAUUCCACGUAGUGAAUCUACCCCACCUUCAAGACGUGGCUCUAGGCCUAGGACAAGUCUUGGUGCUUCUGCUGCCUCAAACAAUUUAAUUGAACAUCAACGCUCUGUAUGGACUCCACCAUGUAUAAAAAAUGUGCUUUUAAAAAAGAAAUUGAUCAACGAACUAGAAGAUGAUGAACAAUCAUCAGAUAAUAGUACUAAAGAUAAAAUUGGGUUAAAAAGAGGUCCUUUUGAUAAAUAUAAUUCAGGUUCUAUUAAAUACAAGCCGGCUUCACCAUCUUCCAACUUAUAUCCAGAUUUAUCUUUGAUAGCAGAUGAUAACUUAGGAAACGAUACUUCACUGACACCAUUGGAAAUUCAACCUAUGGCAUGCAAGAGACGCAGUAAUGGAAGCAGUGCUUUAAAUACUUCUACUACAUCUUCCGAAUCUGUACCCGAAGACUGCGAUGAUGCUGAAAAUUUAGGGGCUAAACGUUAUAGGUGUCAUCAGAAAGAAAAAAGUCCAGAAACAAAUAACAUAGCUUCGCUUCAAGAGGUAACUUCUCCAUCCACACCUAUUACAGGAUUUAAUAGUACCCCUGGUGGUGGUCACUGCUCUUUACUGUCAAGCCAUGCAGGUAGUCCAUUAUCACAAGCUUGUUCUAGUUUUAUAUUCCAACACGGCAAUGAAAGUCUUAGCGGUAACAAAAGUUUCUCUAACUCAACUGAGCAAAGACAAGGGUUAGAUCAACAAUGCAAUGCACAGGCCAAUCAGUUACCUGAGUCUCGACUCAUUGACAAAUACUUUGAGUUUGUGAAUUCUGACGGAGAAGAAGAAUUAGCAGAACCUAUUACUGAUAAUGUAUUUUCACCCAAAGAGUUGGGUUCUUGUGGCCGACUUCAGUUUAAUAACAGCAAACAUAAUGUUGACAAUAUUGAACCUGACAAACUUAACAGUAGCAGCAGCAGCAGUAGUAGCAGUAACACUAAGCCAGCGCUUGUACAUACAAUUAGCACAUAUCGUAAACAACAGCAACAGUUACGAUUAAAUGGAGCUAAUUCUUCUAACAAGCAACAAAUAAGAAUUCCAGAACGAGUAACUGAAGAACAAGACGAGGAUACUGACGAAGAAGAAAUACAUUUACAAGAGUUGGAAAAAGUAGCAGCACGAGCUAGAGACUUAGAACGGAUAGUGGUACCAGAACAAGACCGCAUAAUUGAACAAGCCACCCAAGCUUUGAAUAUUUGCGAUGUAUACAGGCAAAAAAACACUCUUCGCCCAGUGAUUUCUAAUCAAUUUUCACCUGAACAUAUACAUGCUGAACGACUUUUGUUGAUUGCAGGUCUGAGGCGAACGGAUGCAGUUCGUGAGGCACAGAGGCUUCGUGUUGAACGCACAUUAUUACCAGGUGGAAUCAUGGGGGAAAGGUCUACUUACUUAAGUGCUCGUGGUAAUGGUAAAACACUUGUUAUUCAGAGUCUACGUGUUCCCAUUUUAUCAUCCUUAAAUAGUGGUGGAAACCACAAUAAGAUGAAGCAUAAUUCAGGCGAGGGAUUAGAAAAUCUGACCAGAUGGCCAGGGGGGUAUAGGUAUUUUGUGUGUGCCAUUAGAGCGGUGGCUACAGUUCACCGUCCUCCAGUGACUGCUGCUUCUCGACCAGCUGAUGCUGUUGAAGAGUCAGUGCUUCGAUUCUCUAAUGAUGCUGCCAUCUGUCGUAACAUUGAUGAAAUAAAUUAUGGCUAUGUUGAGUUUAUUACUAAAAAAAGAGUCAAAAACUCUGGUAGCCGAAAAUGUCCAGCUCCUACCGAAUCAGAGGGUGCUCCUAUAUUGAUCCAUGGAUUGGAUGACAGAGGAUGGAAAAUCACUGUUGAGUUAUAUGGUAUAUCCCCAACAAGCAGUGGAGAGCAUGACCACCAUAAUGGUGGUAAUGUCAAGGAACAUGAUGGCCACGAAAAUAAGAGUGUAUUGGACAAGUUAUGGUCUACAGUCACUACCCCAAGUAAGGAUCCCAAAAAACAUCAUGGUUCAACAGCAACAGCAUCUAUUGAAUCGCCAGGUGGACCAAUGGCUGUACGGAAUACAGUGUUUCGACAACUUGGUUAUUUUGUUUUUUCUGACGGCCAGGUGGACCGGAAACAGUUUACUUUGAAUAAGGUCCAUCAAUCAGGUGGUAUUUCAAGCAGUUCGAGAGUUACUACAAAUGCUGCAGUGGAAGAAACGGUGCGCAUAAACAUGAGCCUCCUAGAAGAAGGAGAGAAAUAUACUUAUGAAGAUGAUAUGGGUGAAAUUAAUUUGGAUAACAAAUCUUCGGAAUCCAAUUCAUAUGCUUCUAGUGGCAUUAAAGCUGUUUUGGCACCUAAAUCACUGAAAUUCCCAUCUGAAUGCAAAAGAUUGGAAGGAUUUUUAACAUUGUUUGACGACCAUGAGUUACGAACACAUAAUUUUGAGCGGGAGGGUCAGUGGAAACGCCGUGCAGAUAUUGGUGGUACUAAAGGUGGCACUACUUCAUGGCGCCGUCUUUGGUUUCGGGCUGAAAUAAUUGCUAUGAAUCAACAAAAAUCUAUAAAUAACAGUGACAAAUCACAAGAACAUCAAAACGAUAUCAAAUUUAAGCAGCAAACCAUAGUGUUACGUUAUUGGAUGUACCCAGAGUAUGCUGAACAAGAACGAGAGCCUCUAGGUAGCAUAGACUUAAACUGCUGUUUGCCACCACCCCCACUCGAAGAGGAAAUCACAACUGCCGUCCCAGCUCAACAGCUAAAACAUAAACAGAAGCCAAUCCCUGCUGCUCCAGCUCUUCCAGACCUAUGCACUCGGCCAAACACUCUACGCUUGAUUUUGUAUAAUGAUGGUGAAUGUGAUAACUUAAAUAAUGGAGAUCACGAUGAUGAAAAUUCUCGUGAAGUUCUACUGCUGGCUGCUGACAAUACAGAUGAACGGCGUGAAUGGUGUGAAACUAUAAAUGCAGCAGUAAAUGCUAUUAGCGGACACCGUGAACAGAUCAGAUUAGCUAUGGCUACUCAAUUAAAGAAAAAACAAUACAAUAAUGAAAAAGAACAAGAACAAAUUCGACAACAAGUUGAACAACGUACUGGUGCUUGGCCUACUACGCCAGGUGGUACUCGUCAAUAUUAUGGCAGAAAAAAGAAAUUUUACAAAUAAUUAAUUACUUCAAAAUAUAUACCUCAAGUUGUUUUAUAACUUGUUUCAUU
This is a messenger RNA of Melanaphis sacchari, 4189 nucleotides long. RefSeq lists its product as uncharacterized. Gene Ontology annotation, cellular component: actomyosin contractile ring. Bases 312 to 4139 code for a protein of 1275 amino acids. The record is from RefSeq and is a predicted model, not a curated record. Lineage: Eukaryota; Metazoa; Arthropoda; Insecta; Hemiptera; Aphididae. Gene Ontology annotation, biological process: mitotic cytokinesis; septin ring organization; actomyosin contractile ring assembly. The transcript is spliced from 12 exons.